Molecule: messenger RNA, 2024 nt
Organism: Mya arenaria
Lineage: Eukaryota; Metazoa; Mollusca; Bivalvia; Myida; Myidae
Product: inactive selenide, water dikinase-like protein
Exons: 8
Coding region: 335-1294 (319 amino acids)
Biological process (GO): L-selenocysteine biosynthetic process
Cellular component (GO): cytoplasm
Molecular function (GO): selenide, water dikinase activity; ATP binding
Source: RefSeq, a predicted model, not a curated record
GUUUUAUCAUUGAACUUAAACUACAUACGGGCACUUGCAAGUGCGCGGCUUACAUUCUGGGGAGGUCGCCAUAUUUUACAGAACAGUGCCAACACUACGUUCCUAAUCGCUGACAAUGGAGCAAGCAUCAUCUGUGGCCUUGCGCCGUCCGUUCGAUCCUGCGGCACAUGAGUUGGAUCCUAAUUUCCGACUCACAAAAUUUGCUGACCUGAAGGGAUGAGGGUGUAAAGUCCCUCAGGAAGCACUGCUCAAGCUUCUUGAGGGGCUCCAACAGGACAGCAAUGCCCAGGCUCAGGAUCAGGCGCACUUUCAAUAUGUGGCCCAGAUCCCGCGCAUGGGGAUUGGAAUGGAUGCUUCGGUUACCCCACUUCGACAUGGUGGGCUUUCCUUAGUUCAGACUACAGAUUUCUUCUACCCGUUGGUGGAUGAUCCUUACAUGAUGGGCAAGAUUGCUUGUGCCAAUGUGUUGAGUGAUCUCUAUGCAAUGGGUGUUACUGAAUGCGACAACAUGUUGAUGCUGCUUGCUGUCAGCAACAAGAUGACAGAUAAGGAGCGAGAUGUUGUCGUGCCCAUGAUGAUGAGGGGAUUUAAGGACCUUGCAGAGGAGGCCGGUACAUCUGUGACCGGAGGUCAGACUGUCCUCAACCCCUGGCUUACUGUGGGUGGUGUAGGCACCACUGUCUGCCAGCCAAAUGAGUUCAUUAUGCCAGACAAUGCAGUAGUGGGAGAUGUGUUGGUCCUCACCAAACCCCUCGGUACCCAGGUGGCUGUCAACGCUUACCAGUGGCUCGACCAACCAGAACGCUGGAACCGCAUCAAGCUGGUCGUGACAGAGGAUGAUGUCCGCAAGGCGUACCAGCGAGCCAUGUUUAGUAUGGCCAGACUUAACAGAACAGCUUCUCGUCUGAUGCACAAGUUCAACGCCCAUGGAGCCACAGAUGUGACAGGCUUCGGUCUGCUAGGUCACGCCAAGAACCUUGCCUCAACACAGAAGAAUGAGGUUUCAUUCGUGAUCCACAACCUCCCGGUCAUCGCUAAGAUGGCAGCCAUCAGCAAGGCGUGCGGCAAUAUGUUUGGUCUACUUCAGGGACAGUCUGCGGAAACAUCAGGUGGAUUGUUGAUAGCCUUACCAAGAGAACAGGCUGCAGCCUUCUGCAAGGACAUUGAGAAAACUGAGGGUUACCAAUCAUGGAUAAUCGGUAUUGUGGAAAAGGGAAACCGGACUGCCCGAAUAAUCGACAAACCACGAGUAAUUGAAGUGCCUGCCAAAGAUAGAGAUGGGGAGCUCUGGUAGUCUGGUUACCAUGAGAACACUUGUUAUUUGAUUAAAUAUUACUGUUGGAAAGUCAAGUGCCAGAAAUGGAAAUCCUUUGAUAAAAUGUUUUCACAUAAGAUUUUAAUACUAAAGUAACCAGAAGUUGCUUUUAAAGUUUUGUUAUUGUUAAUGAUUUAUGUAAAAACUUGUUUACCGUAACUACAGUCAAGAAAAACUUUCUGUUUUAGAAUUAAGUGUUAUGCUUUGCAGGCCGCCCCUUAGACAUUGUUUUAUAUCAUCUCCAUGUCAAUGUUUGAUGCACAGAAUUUGUAUCUAAUACCUGGCAACUAUUAGCUAUGUUCUGUUCAACCUUAUGUUGGUAUCAUAAUUCACCAAGACCUACCAGUUUGAUUCUUGGGUGCGGAUUUUGAGCAGGUCCAGCGCCCGAGUCUCAAACCGGUGUGUGUCUUACAGUCUUGUUCACAGCCUCUGUUCCUUUCUUUUUGACGUCACUUUCGGCAAAAGUUCAUUAUGUAACUUUGGAAGUAGCUGAGCAAAGUGAAAGAAGUGGAGUGAGUGUUUCAGACUGUCCCCAUGUUCAUCUGUCUGUAUGUCAAAGCUAACUGCUAGCUUUAUGUUCAUAUUUCAUGUCUAAGGGGCAUCAUUAUACAAAUUAUUUCAUUGCAUCAUUUUUCUUAAGUCAUCAUACAAAUCAUUCAUUGUUUCAUAAAUCAUGUUUACAUUAAACUGAAUAAAAAAUGAAGAUAUU